This is a messenger RNA of Rotaria sp. Silwood2, 420 nucleotides long. NCBI's taxonomy places the organism in Eukaryota, Metazoa, Rotifera, Eurotatoria, Philodinida, Philodinidae. The record is from the annotation of a GenBank genome assembly.
AUGUCGAAAUUAAACAAAUUGACCUUUAAUAUCCGAUCAUCAAGUCAUUUUUAUAAUGAAGUUAAUUUACCAUCAAAUGAAUAUAUGCAAGAGACAUUCAGAGACUUUAAAGAUAAACAAAUUAUUCAUUAUGUUGUUUAUUUUCCAAAAGAAAAAGAAGCUCGUUGCCUUAUUUAUUCAUAUCAUUAUAGACUAAAUCAUUACAAUGGUAUAACAAAUAAUUUUCCAGGUGGAAUAUUUCAAUGUAUUCGUAAAGUGUCAUUAUUUGAUGAACGUCCUUUUGAACAUGAAUUUUUUCUUCAAAUUCAAAAAUCAUUUCCAUUGAUGAAACAAUUAAUUGUAGUUAAUCAACAACGACAAAUUAAUAAACAAUUUAGAAAAGCAAACAAUGAAAACGGAGAUUUAUCGAUCAUUCAUUAA